Molecule: messenger RNA, 963 nt
Organism: Gryllus bimaculatus (two-spotted cricket)
Lineage: Eukaryota; Metazoa; Arthropoda; Insecta; Orthoptera; Gryllidae
Source: the annotation of a GenBank genome assembly
CGGCCGCGGCCCCGCGUCACGUGGUACCUGGAGAACUCCGUGAUCGACGACGACUACGAGACGCGCGACGACGUCACCGUCAACCACCUCCUGUUCCGCAGCGUGGGGCGGCAGCACCUGAACGCGCGCCUGGUGUGCCAGGCGUCCAACACGCCGCUGGACACGCCCACCACCAAGGUGGUCAUCCUGGACGUCAACUUGAAACCCGUGGCGGUGCACAUCCUCACCAAGGAGAAACACGUGUCCGCCGACAGACGCUACGAGGUAGAGUGCAAGUCCUCCGGUUCCCGGCCCGAGGCCGUUAUCACAUGGUGGAAAGGCAGUCGCCAGAUAAAGCGCAUCGCCAAAAAUUUCUCUGAGGACGGCAACCAAAGCCUGAGCAUCCUGGCGUUCGUGCCCGGCAUCGACGACGACGGGAAGUACCUGACUUGCCGGGCAGAGAACCCCUGGAUCCCAGACAGUGCCUUAGAGGACAAGUGGCGCCUCAACGUCCACUAUAUGCCGGUGGUGACGCUGAAGAUGGGAUCCAGCCUCAACCCCGACGACAUCAAGGAAGGGGACGACGUCUACUUCGAGUGCAACAUCCGAGCCAAUCCCAAAACCUACAAGCUCGCCUGGUUCCACAACGGUCGCGAGAUGCAUCACAACGUGUCGGCCGGCGUCAUCCUGAGCGACCAGAGCCUGGUGCUGCAGGGCGUGACGCGGCACUCGGCCGGUGACUACACCUGCCUGGCGGUCAACAGCGAGGGCCGCGGCACCAGCAACCCGGUCGCCCUACGCGUCAUGUGCAGGGGAAAUGCGAGUAUCUUGAGAAAGCCUGCCACAAGUGUCACAGGAAGUGACCGGGAUUUGAACCCUGGUGAGGUGGAAUCUAGGCGGGCUUGGGGAAAUUCCCUCCCGCUCCGGCCCCCGGCCCCUCAGCCCGCCAUUCCACCCGCUGCAGCUGUGGCUGGCCCCGCCUGA